CUGACUACAACUCCCAGAAGACUCCUCGGCACCAUAGUGAUUCUCGCGUGAAUUCAGCCUCAAAGUCACGCGCUGGCUGGACCCUCGGUCUGCAAGCGCAUCUGUUGCAGCGCUGUGCAGUAUACUGCUGUUUUGGAAGCUUGGAAGGCCUUAGCUUUGCCCUUUUCCAAGAGGUGCCCAGAGGACUGGUCUUUUUUGGCAAAUACCAAAGCCAUGACUCAGGAGUCAGUGAUGUUCAGUGAUGUGUCCAUAGACUUCUCUGAGGAGGAGUGGGAAUGCCUGAAUGAUGAUCAGAGAGAUUUAUACAGAGAUGUGAUGUUGGAGAAUUACAGCCACCUGGUUUCAAUGGCAGGACAUUCUGUUUCUAAACCAGAUGUGAUCUCCUUCUUGGAGCAGGGGAAGGAGCCCUGGUUGGUUGACAGAGAACUAACAAGAGACCAUUGGCCAGUCCUGGAAUCAAGAUGUGAGACCAAGAAAUUAUUUCUGAAGAAGGAAAUUUAUGAAAUAGAGUCAGCGCAGUGGGAGAUAAUGGAAAGACUUACAAGACAUGACCUUCAGUGCUCUAGUUUCAGAGAUGAUUGGGAAUGUAAUGGCCAGUUUGAGAAACAACAUGGCUCUCAGGAGGGACACUUCAGUCAACUGAUAUUCGCUCAUGAAGGCAUGCCCACUUUCAGUCAGCAUCCCCCCUUUACAUUACAGCAAAUCAUUAAUAAUAAAGAGAAAUACUGUGCAACUAAGGAAUAUAGGAAAGCCUUUAGACCUGACUCACAACUUACUACACAUCAGAUAAUUCAUCCCAUUGAGAAACCCUAUGAAUGUAAGGAAUGUGGAAAGGCCUUUAGACAUCCCUCAAGACUCAGUCAUCAUCAGAAAAUUCAUACUGGCAAGAAGCCCUUUGAAUGUAAGGAAUGUGGGAAAACAUUUAUUUGUGGUUCAGACCUUACUCGACAUCACAGAAUUCACACUGGUGAGAAACCCUAUGAAUGUAAGGAAUGUGGGAAGGCCUUUAGUAGUGGCUCAAACUUCACUCGGCAUCAGAGAAUUCACACUGGUGAAAAGCCCUAUGAAUGUAAAGAAUGUGGGAAGGCUUUUAGUAGUGGCUCAAACUUUACUCAGCAUCAGAGAAUUCAUACAGGGGAGAAACCGUAUGAAUGUAAGGAAUGUGGCAAUGCCUUUAGUCAGAGCUCACAACUUAUUAAACAUCAGAGAAUUCAUACAGGUGAGAAACCCUACGAAUGUAAGGAAUGUGAAAAGGCUUUUCGUUCUGGUUCAGACCUUACUCGACAUCAGAGAAUUCAUACUGGUGAGAAGCCCUAUGAAUGUAAGAUAUGUGGGAAAGCCUAUUCACAGAGUUCACAACUUAUUAGUCAUCAUAGAAUUCAUAGUGGUGAGAAACCCUAUGAAUAUAGGGAAUGUGGAAAGACCUUUAAUUAUGGCUCACAACUUAUUCAACAUCAAAAUUUAUACUGCUUUCCAUGGCUUCAUUUACCUGUGGUCAACUGCAGUCCAGAAGCAGAUGAUCCUCCUCCUCAUGUAUCUUCAGAAGUGCGCCCGUCGUUCGCCUGCGCAGCGCUCCUGACCUGCGGGGACUCCUCGGGACAAAGGGCUGGGAGCCCCGCCCCCGCUGAAGGCCGCCCAGACCUCCGCCCCACUCAGCUAGCGAGCGGGUUAGAUGCUUGGCUCCCUGGGGCUGGCCGCGCCGGCGCACUCGAAACCAUGGCCCAUGGAUCAGUAAUGUUCAAUGAUGUGUCCAUAGUCUUCUCUCAGGAGGAGUGGGAAUAUCUGGACUUGGAACAGAGGGACUUGUACAGAGAUGUAAUGUUGGAGAAUUACAGCAACUUGGUCUCACUGGGAUGCUUCAUUUCUAAGCCAGAUGUGAUUUCCUUAUUGGAGCAAGGAAGAGAGCCCUGGAAAGUUGUGAGGAAAGGAAGGAGGCAAUAUCCAGAUUUAGGGACCAGGUAUGAGACCAAGAAGUUCUCUUUGGAAAAUGACAUUUAUGAAAUAAACUCACCCCAGUGGAAGAUAAUGGAAAGAAUUAAAAAACAUGGCCUUAAGGGCGUAAUUUUAAAAAGUGAUUGGGAGUCCAAAAGAAAAUUUGAAGGACAGGAGGGAUAUUUCAGUCAAAUAAAGACUGCAUCUCAAAAAGUGUCCUCCUACCAAAAACGCACAUCUGUACCUCCACAUCAGAGAAUUCAUUUUGUGGAGAAACCCUAUGAAUGUAAAGAAUGUGGGAAAACCUUUAGAGUACGCCAGCAGCUUACUUUCCAUCACAGAAUUCAUACUGGUGAAAAACCUUAUGAAUGCAAGGAAUGCGGCAUGGCCUUUAGACAGACUGCACAUCUUACUCGACAUCAGAGACUUCAUUCUGGUGAAAAGCUCUAUGAAUGUAAGGAAUGUGGAGAAUCUUUCAUAUGUGGCCCAGACCUCAGAGUACAUCAGAAAAUUCAUAUUGGUGAGAAGCCCUAUGAAUGCAAAGAAUGUGGGAAGGCCUUCAGAGUACGCGGACAACUUACUCUCCAUCAGAGGAUUCAUACUGGUGAGAAACCCUAUGUAUGUACAGAAUGUGGAAAGGCCUUUAGACAGUAUGCACAUCUUACUCGACAUCAGAAGCUUAAUAUUGCCGACAAACUCUAUGAAUGUAAAGAAUGUGGGAAGGCCUUUUUGUGUGGCUCUGGCCUUAGAGUACAUCACAAACUUCAUACUGGUGAGAAACCCUAUGAAUGUAAGGAAUGUGGGAAGGCAUUUAGAGUAAGACAACAACUAACACUCCAUCAGAGAAUUCAUACUGGUGAGAAACCCUAUGAAUGUAAGGAAUGUGGAAAGACCUUUAGUCGUGGUUAUCAUCUUAUUCUUCAUCACAGAAUUCACACUGGUGAGAAACCUUACGAAUGUAAGGAAUGUUGGAAGGCCUUUAGUCGUUAUUCACAACUUAUUUCACACCAAAGUAUCCAUAUUGGCGUUAAACCCUAUGACUGCAAGGAAUGCGGGAAGGCCUUUAGGUUACUCUCACAACUUACACAACAUCAGAGUAUUCAUAUUGGUGAGAAACCCUAUAAAUGUAAGGAAUGUGGGAAGGCCUUUAGAUUGCGCCAAAAACUUACUCUACAUCAGAGUAUUCAUACUGGUGAAAAACCUUUUGAAUGUAAGGAAUGUAGGAAGGCUUUUAGGCUUAAUUCAUCCCUUAUUCAGCAUCUGAGGAUUCAUUCUGGUGAGAAACCCUAUGAAUGUAAGGAAUGUAAGAAGGCCUUUAGACAACAUUCACACCUUACCCAUCAUCUGAAAAUUCAUAAUGUGAAAAUAUAA
Messenger RNA from Ailuropoda melanoleuca (giant panda), 3303 nucleotides. Its product is annotated as zinc finger protein 82 homolog. The coding region runs from base 214 to 3303 and encodes 1029 amino acids. The transcript is spliced from 11 exons. NCBI's taxonomy places the organism in Eukaryota, Metazoa, Chordata, Mammalia, Carnivora, Ursidae. Gene Ontology annotation, molecular function: DNA-binding transcription factor activity, RNA polymerase II-specific; RNA polymerase II transcription regulatory region sequence-specific DNA binding. The record is from RefSeq and is a predicted model, not a curated record. Gene Ontology annotation, biological process: regulation of transcription by RNA polymerase II. Gene Ontology annotation, cellular component: nucleus.